Molecule: messenger RNA, 1038 nt
Organism: Penicilliopsis zonata CBS 506.65
Lineage: Eukaryota; Fungi; Ascomycota; Eurotiomycetes; Eurotiales; Aspergillaceae
Exons: 1
Coding region: 181-972 (263 amino acids)
Source: RefSeq, a predicted model, not a curated record
CUCUAUUUUGCAUUAGAUAAACCUUCUUAUAAUUAGUGUUUAUUCAUCUCUCCCCUUUUCCUUCAACAACACCUUGUGCUCCUUUUUUUCUUUUGUUAAGAGCUUUUCAUAAAACAUUGCUUUAACUCUUAUUAAAUCCUCUUCUUUCCACCACUGGAUUGAUAUAAUCUAUAUUUCGCCAUGUUUGUCUCCUACUCCUAUGAGGAAAUCAAGACUAGGGGCAGGUUAGAGUGGCUGGAUGAGCAUAUCGCGACUAUCCAUUAUGUGCGAGACAAAGCCUACAACUACACAGCCACUAAGCACUGGGUUCAGGUUGAUGCCCACCCCAGUGUCAAUGGAAGAAAUCCGACCUACCGACAUUUUAUACCACGCCAGGAGAUUGUCAAGGCGCUGGAGACGAAAAUCACUCGGGACAAUAUGACAAGGAGAGAGGCGUUUGAUUAUCUGAUGGCCGUGGUCGAGGCACUUCACAUCACCCCUGAUGAACAGUUCAGAACACCCCCCAAUGCUGUUCUUGAACAGAUGGAAGAGGAUUACUACGAGGGGUAUAACCCAGAGUACAGAGGGGCCUUUGGAAGAAAUGAGGAGCAGGAAGAGGAUCCCUACACGAUUGUCGAAUACAACGCAUGGCUCACCUGGGCGUUUGAGUCUAUCGCCGACUGGCAGGGAAAUAUUUUCCUUGGGUUUGGGCAGGGAGAUGGCCAAGGAACAAUCCUUGACAUUCCAUGCUCGCCCGAGAAUAGUGAUCCAGUCACCGCGUUUCACCAGUUCAAUCGCUGCGUCGAGUAUAGCCUGGUAUUGGCGAUGGAGGUGGACACGCUGAUGCAAUUUUAUAUUCUCCAGAUGCAACAAGUCAUGGCGGCAAUAACACAGUCAAAUCAGUACUGGAGGCCUGGAGAAGCUCAUUAUCAGCUAGGCCGUGCCUUGACUAAUGAGUAUCUCCAGAAGAAGAAGCUCCUACUAAAUAAUUAAUUAAACUGCGCGUGCUUCUUGUUUCUGUCUUUUUCAUACUCUAUUUUAUAAUGAACUAUAUUAAGG